AUGACAAAUUACCAAGAUAAUAAUAGUAUACCAAAUAUAGAUAAUAAUGAAUUGUUUAUAAAACUACCAUUUCUUUUACUUAAUAAAAUAAUUAGAGAGUUAGAUGAAGAUAUAGAUAGAAUUUGUUUCACACUAGUUUGUAAGAGAUGGUUCGAGUAUAGAGAUAAAUAUCUUUGGUUCAAUUGUUUACAUUUAAAACAAGAGAUCGGUCACUUUGACAUUGAAAAGAAUCAAUAUUUCUCAUUGAAUUCAUUCAAAGAUCAAUUUCAACGAUCUUUCGAUGUACAAUCAGAUUGUUCCCUUCUAGUUAAAGAAACCAUUGUUAAUAUUCCUUUUGAAUCAGGUUGGCUAAGACCUGUUUCUAUAAUUGAUUUUGAAAAGUAUGAAUUGAAAUCAUCGCACACCAAACUUAUUGUCGUAGGUUCAACAGCGACGGAUUUCACCUUGGUCAAUAAAGACAAUAUAGAAAGACUCAGUAAAUCAAAUGUCAAUUCAAUUCAUUUCUGUCGAACAUUUGAUAUUCAAGAUUAUGAACCUUUACCAUCGAAUAUCACGGAAAUCAUAUCCUAUUCUGAUAUUAAAAUGUCACAUCUACCGUUGCAACUUGAAAGAUUGGCGUAUACUGGAAAAAUACACCAGAAGGUUCAGAUUUCACAACUACCUCAGUCACUCAAGUUUCUGUCUUUGCCGAAGGGACAAAGUUGUUCCAAUGAAGCAUUUCCAUCGAAUCUUGAGGUGCUCAGGGUCUACAAUAUUGUUAAAGAAUCUAGCAUCAUAGAACUUCCAGCAACACUUAAACAUCUCAAAACAACAGGUUAUUGGUUGAAGAAAAUCCAUUCUCUGACAUUGCUUCAGUCAUUAAAACUGAAAGUGGAUAACAAUACAGUGUUUAUGCCUGGCGACAUUCCGCAGAGCGUUACACGUUUGAAAUUGUCUAAAGUAUAUGGUGAUUUGAAAUCGAUAAGAUCAAAUGACAUUCCCAAAGGAGUUAAAUAUAUCAAACUGUUUGGUAGAAAUUGGAAUGGCGAUCCUACAUCCAUUCCAAGCACCGUGGAAAACAUCGGAAUGCGACCAGGCUGUGUAUUAUCAGGAGCGUUGCCACCGACAAUCAAAUCGAUGAACAUUGAAAUCGAUGGAGACAAGUUUAAUUUGGAAAAUCAUUAUUUCGCUACCACCAACACAAUCAUCGUAAAACAAGAAGAGCAUACCUAUACCAUAAAAAGACUUGGAGAAUCAACAUUCCUUGUCUAUGGUGUCGCUGGUGAUCGAUUCAUUGCAGUCAUAUCAGAUUGGUCGAAUAUACUAUCAAAGUUAUCCAAACUAUUCGUAUAUAAAUCAAAUUCAGGUGAUAAAAAAUAA
This is a messenger RNA of Heterostelium album PN500, 1359 nucleotides long. RefSeq lists its product as uncharacterized. The transcript has 3 exons. Lineage: Eukaryota; Evosea; Eumycetozoa; Acytosteliales; Acytosteliaceae. The record is from RefSeq and is a predicted model, not a curated record. Bases 1 to 1359 code for a protein of 452 amino acids.